Molecule: messenger RNA, 936 nt
Organism: Dama dama (fallow deer)
Lineage: Eukaryota; Metazoa; Chordata; Mammalia; Artiodactyla; Cervidae
Product: olfactory receptor 4D11-like
Exons: 1
Coding region: 1-936 (311 amino acids)
Biological process (GO): G protein-coupled receptor signaling pathway
Cellular component (GO): membrane
Molecular function (GO): olfactory receptor activity; G protein-coupled receptor activity
Source: RefSeq, a predicted model, not a curated record
AUGGAGUGGGGAAAUGGUAGCAGAGUAAGUGAAUUUGUGUUUCUGGGGCUUGCUCAGUCCCCAGGCCUGAGCUUGGUCCUAUUUCUCUUUUUAUGUUUCCUGUACGUGACCACUCUGCUGGGCAACCUCCUCAUCAUGGUCACUGUGAGCUGCGAGUCCCGCCUGCAGACCCCCAUGUACUUCCUGCUCCGCAACCUCUCCGUCCUGGACAUCUGCUUCUCCUCCAUCACCGCCCCCAAGGUCCUGGUGGACCUCCUUUCGGAGAGAAAGACCAUCUCCUUCCGCGGCUGCCUCACGCAGAUGUUUUUCUUCCACCUCCUCGGGGGCGCGGACAUCUUCUCCCUCUCGGUGAUGGCCUUUGACCGCUACGUGGCCAUCUCCAGGCCCCUGCACUACGUGAGCGUCAUGAGUCGGGGGCGCUGCGCCGCCCUCGUCGCGGCCUCCUGGGCGGGGGGCUUCGUCCACUCCAUCGUGCAGAUCUCCCUCCUGCUGCCGCUCCCCUUCUGCGGCCCCAACGUCGUGGACGGUUUCUACUGCGACGUCCCCCAGGUCCUCACACUCGCCUGCGCUGACACCGCUGUCCUUGAGCUCCUGAUGAUUUCCAACAACGGCCUGGUCACCACCGUGUGGUUCGUCCUGCUUCUUGCGUCCUACGCAGUCAUCCUGACCAUGCUGAGGUCGCGCUCCGGGGAGGGCCGGGGGAAGGCCGUCUCCACCUGCACCGCCCACAUCACGGUGGUCACCCUCCACUUUGUGCCCUGCAUCUACGUCUACGCCCGGCCCUUCUCCGCCCUCCCCGCCGAUAAGGCCGUCUCUGUGACCUUCACUGUCAUCUCCCCUCUGCUGAACCCCCUGAUCUACACCCUGAGGAACCAGGAGAUGAAGGCGGCCAUGCGGAGGCUGAGGGCAAGACUCGGGCCUUCUGUAAUGAAGUAG